Molecule: messenger RNA, 942 nt
Organism: Cicer arietinum (chickpea)
Lineage: Eukaryota; Viridiplantae; Streptophyta; Magnoliopsida; Fabales; Fabaceae
Source: RefSeq, a predicted model, not a curated record
GAGGUUCAUUGUGUUGUUUUGAAAAAUGGGUUUUGUGUUAAUUUGUAUGUUGGGACUUCUUUGGUUGAAAUGUUUGUGAGAAGUUUGGUUUCUUGGACUGCUGUUAUUGUUGGGUUUGCUAGGUGUGGGGAUAUGAGUGAGGCCAGGAAGCUUUUUGAUGUUAUGCCUGAUAGAGAUAUUGUUGCUUCUAAUGUUAUGAUUGAUGGGUAUGUGAAAAUGGGGUGUAUGGAUUUGGCGAGGGAUUUGUUUGAUAAGAUGAAGGAUAAGAAUGUUAUUUCUUGGACUAGUAUGGUUCAUGGUUAUUGUGAGGAUGAUGAUGUUGUGGCGGCUAGGUUUAUGUUUGAUUGUAUGCCUGUCAAGAAUGUGCUUAGUUGGAAUGCGAUGAUUAGGGGAUAUUGUGAGAAUAGACGACCGCACGAUGCAUUGAAGUUGUUUUGGGAAAUGAGGGGAAGUUUGGAUGUGGAAAUGAAUAAAGUGACAGUUGUGAGUGUUCUUCCUGCUGUUACUGAUUUGAGUUCUUUGGAUUUGGGUGUUUGGAUUCAUGGGUUUGUGCAAAGGAACCGACUUGAUGAAGAUGUUCAUGUGUGUAAUGCUUUGGUUGAUAUGUAUGCAAAAUGUGGGGAAAUUGGAAAAGCUAAAUUGCUUUUUGAGGAGAUGAAUGAAAAAGAUACAUCGUCGUGGAAUGCUUUGAUAAAUGGUUAUGGUGUCAAUGGUUGUGCGAAGGAAGCGUUAGAAGUAUUCGCAGCAAUGUUACGGGAAGGAUUUGAACCGAAUGAGAUAACAAUGACUAGUGUGUUAUCUGCUUACCAUUGUGGUUUGGUAGAGGAAGGAAGAAGAUGCUUCAAAGAAAUUGAGAGAUUUGGAAUUGUGCCUCAGAUUGAGCAUUAUGGUUGUAUGAUUGACCUUCUAGGAAGGGUUGGAUACUUGGAUGAGGCUGAAAAU